AUGUCAACUGUGCUGGAAUCGCUCGCCAAGCUCUCCAUUACCCCCAAGUCCGUCUCACACGAAGCGGUUGCCGACAACAAGGCAUGGGCGAAUGCCUUGGCCGCUGUUAAUCCUGGCUUUGACUAUAAGGUUACCAAAAGCUUGAUUCUAAAGCCAAAGACAGCCAAAACUGCCACACCCACGCCUGUUGUCGUGAUUGCACUUGACUCCACCGAAACCAAUGCUACCGCUUUGGGCAAGAAGCUUUCGCUCAAGGAAUGCCGAUUUGCCAAUGAGGAUCUUUUGAAGGAUACAUUUGGUGUUGCCAAAGAUGCUGUUUCACCUUUUGCUUUAUCGAACGUGUCCGACCUCUCGUUGAUCCAUUUGGUCGUUGAUACCGCACUUUUGGCUCUUUCUGAUACAACUCUUCUUGCGUUCCGCGAGGGCGCAGCCGAUAAGACUGUCUUUGUUUCUGUCGAUGAAUUGAAGUCAUACUUUAAGUCUCUUGGAAAAGACACGAUUGAAGUUGAUUUCUCGACCUUGGCCGCAGCUGCAGCAAAGCCUGCUUCUGCUCCUGCUCCAAAGGCAGCCAAGAAAGAAGCGUUAGGUCCUGCUGAAGAUAUCCACCAGAUGGGCAUCGAAUACAAGAAGGAUGUGGACUUUUCUAAAUGGUAUCAACAGGUUUUGAUUAAGAGUGAAAUGUUGGACUACUACGAUGUUUCGGGUUGCUACAUUCUUCGCCCGUUGUCGUACAACAUCUGGAAGCAAAUCACCAAUUUCUUUGACAACGCAAUCACCGAGAUGGGCGUGGAGGAUACCUACUUUCCUAUGUUUGUUUCCAACCGUGUUCUCGAGCGUGAAAAGGACCACAUUGAAGGAUUUGCCCCUGAAGUCGCUUGGGUAACCAAAGCAGGCUCAAGCAACUUGGAAGAGCCUAUCGCUAUUCGUCCCACCUCGGAAACAGUCAUGUAUCCGUACUUCUCAAAAUGGAUUCGUUCUCAUCGUGAUCUUCCCUUCCGUAUCAACCAAUGGUGCUCCGUUGUCCGUUGGGAGUUCAAGAACCCCCAGCCUUUCCUGCGUACCCGUGAAUUCUUAUGGCAGGAGGGACACACAGCCCAUUUGACCCAGGAAGGUGCCGGUGAAGAAGUGCUGCAAAUUCUUGACCUGUACGAACAAGUUUACAACGAUUAUCUUGCUUUGCCUGUCGUCAAGGGUGUCAAAUCCGAAAAGGAGCGGUUUGCAGGUGGUCUUUACACUACCACCGUCGAAGGCUUCAUUCCUGCUACUGGCCGUGCUGUUCAAGGUGGUACUUCUCACUGCUUGGGCCAGAACUUCAGUAAAAUGUUUAAUAUCACUGUCGAGGAUCCCAAUGCACCCGCCAACCUCUCUGAGGAGGCCAAGAAGAUUCACGUUUGGCAGAACUCAUGGGGUAUUUCGACGCGUACAAUUGGUGUGAUGGUUAUGGUCCACGGUGAUGACAAGGGCUUGGUCCUCCCUCCCCGUGUCGCUCUUCAUCAAACUGUGGUCAUUCCCUGUGGUCUUACUGUCAAGUCGACGCAGGCUGAUACCGAUAAGGUGUUUGAUGGCUGCAAGGAAAUUGCUGCUCGCCUCAAGAAGGUUGAUAUCAAGUCUAAGGCUGAUCUUCGUGACAACUACACGCCAGGCUUCAAGUUCAAUCAUUGGGAAUUGCGCGGUGUACCCCUCCGUAUUGAAUUGGGUCCCAAGGACCUUCAAAAGUCUCAGGUUACCUGCGUCCGUCGUGAUAACGGUGCCAAAUUUGCCGUGCCUCUGGACAACCUUGAAAAAGGUAUUCAAGAGGCCCUCGAUACCAUUCAGCGUGAAAUGUAUGAGCGCGCUAAGGCCAAGAUGGAGGAAUCGAUUGUACGCGUUAACAAAUGGGAAGAUUUUGUACCCACUCUUAACGCCAAGAAGCUUUGCUUGAUUCCUUGGUGCGAUCGCAUGGCGUGCGAAGAUGAAAUCAAGGACAACUCUGCUAGAACCUCACAACAACCCAGCUUUAUUCUAACAAUAUUCUCACAUUAUGAAUUCAGUGCCAACGAAGGCGAGGAAGAAGACGAGCGCGCUCCUUCCAUGGGUGCCAAGUCCCUCUGCAGACCUUUCGAACAACCAACCGAUCAACCUAUUGUCCCCGGCGAAACCAAGUGUGUUGCCUGUGGUCAAGAUGCCAAGCACUACAUGUUGUUUGGCAGAAGCUACUAA
Molecule: messenger RNA, 2199 nt
Organism: Zychaea mexicana
Lineage: Eukaryota; Fungi; Mucoromycota; Mucoromycetes; Mucorales; Lichtheimiaceae
Exons: 7
Coding region: 1-2199 (732 amino acids)
Biological process (GO): prolyl-tRNA aminoacylation
Cellular component (GO): aminoacyl-tRNA synthetase multienzyme complex; cytoplasm
Molecular function (GO): proline-tRNA ligase activity; ATP binding; aminoacyl-tRNA deacylase activity
Source: RefSeq, a predicted model, not a curated record